AAGAGUGGUGGGCAGAGAUCGUCGGCUGAGUCGGUCCUCAAGGGCGGUUAGAGUUGAUUAAGUGGCUUUGAUGUGCACAUCUGCUGUAUGAUGGUGCUUAAUGAGGUGUAGCAAUUGUUGUUCAAAGAUUAUAGAUCCAGAUACCAAGUUGUGUUGUUGCAUAUACCGCUCUAGGGGCUGGGCAGAGGCCCUGUUUAGACCUUCUAAUUCAAUCUUUUCAAUCCUUCUUAUCAGAUGAUACUCUCAAUCGAAGCUUAUGGGAUCUGUGAAGCCCUCAAAGCUGUGUUUCAGCAUUGUAUCCGUGCGGAUUGGCGUAGGGAGGUGGUCUGAAACGCGGCUGAUGCAUCUUGGCGUUCUGCCUCUGCCGUCGUCUCAUCAGCGUGCGCCAACUAUUGACGGGACAAAUUUCUGAGUGCAAGAUCAGUCUUCAGUCUCUACAACUUCAAAGAUCCUUCUUUGAUUGAAUCACAUCAAAAGAAACAUGCGAAUAUCAUCAAAUCCCAUCAUAAGAGCCACCCUCGUGGCGGCAUGGCUCGCCUCAACAGCCCUCGCGAUGCCUCAAGUCGUCGACCGCGAUGAUCCCCCACCCACCCCACCAGCACCGCCGAAACCCAUCGCGACGGCCGACCAAGUCGACAUUACUCAACCAAACACCACCGCCCCUCCACCACAAGAACAGAAGCCGCCCAUUCCGAUCACAGUCCGGCUGUUCCCCAGCUCACCGGGCGUCAAGAACUGCCGCGGCGCGUCCUUUGUCGAUAUGGAGCUCCCGCAAAACGCGUCGACGGAGCCGACGUUCACGACCAAGGACGGGCAGUGCUAUAACCUACCGGGCACGGCGCAGUGCGGCAUCUUUAUGGGGAACAAGGCAGAUGGGUGCGAGGCCAAGUUGUUUCGCGGGGAGCGGUGCAGCGCGUUUUCCAACGUUGCUGUUUUUCAAGACGAAUUACGGCCUGUGGGCGGAUUCUUUGCGAGCAUGAGCAUUAAGUGCGGUGUCGUGCCCGUUGAGCCGAAGCCGUUGAGUCUAGGAGGGUUGGGCGGCAAGAUGCAGAAGCCCGUUCAGGGGAAGGGCAAGAAGGCUAGGAGGGCGGUUGUGUCUGCGAUACUCGACAGUGACUAGACUCGCACGGAAUACGGCAUGGAGGGAACACUGAGAGCUUUUGCUUGAUAGGCGUCAAGGGUUUGGGACUUGAAGCGAGAUUCCACCCCCGGUCCAAGGGCUCGGGAGGCUUACGGGAGUUGCGGCACGUAGACGCCGGCAAUGACAGGAU
This is a messenger RNA of Colletotrichum acutatum, 1271 nucleotides long. RefSeq lists its product as uncharacterized. Lineage: Eukaryota; Fungi; Ascomycota; Sordariomycetes; Glomerellales; Glomerellaceae. Bases 482 to 1120 code for a protein of 212 amino acids. The record is from RefSeq and is a predicted model, not a curated record. The transcript has a single exon.